Perkinsus marinus ATCC 50983 is the source of this 390-nucleotide messenger RNA. RefSeq lists its product as hypothetical. NCBI's taxonomy places the organism in Eukaryota, Perkinsozoa, Perkinsida, Perkinsidae. The record is from RefSeq and is a predicted model, not a curated record. The transcript has a single exon. Bases 1 to 390 code for a protein of 129 amino acids.
AUGGUUCCUGAGCUUCCCCCGAUCCCCAAGAUCUCUUAUCCUUCUGAGGAGCAAGCUGCUCAUGCUACCAAGAACAUCAAGAUCUUGGACCACCUCGAGCAUAAGGGUAAGUCCGUUGGCGGCUGCUGCGGUCUCGGUGGUGCCAAGGACCUUGUCACCACUUGGUGGCCUUGGGGUGCUGGUAUGUUUGCUACUUCUCUCGGACCUAACAAGGCCUGCUUCGUUUUGGGUGCUAAGUCUGCUCCUGGCACCGGCCAUAUGGUCCUCUGGGGCAAGCUCUCUGCCAUUCAGAAGGGUCUCAUUGAGUCCACUAAGGUUAACGAGAACAAACGCGGCAUUAUCGGCAGUUGGGGUUGGCAUUUCGUCCAUCACACUCCUUUCAUGAACUAG